Camarhynchus parvulus is the source of this 2746-nucleotide messenger RNA. RefSeq names its product leucine rich repeat and fibronectin type III domain containing 5 (gene LRFN5). The record is from RefSeq and is a predicted model, not a curated record. Bases 186 to 2483 code for a protein of 765 amino acids. Gene Ontology annotation, molecular function: protein binding. Lineage: Eukaryota; Metazoa; Chordata; Aves; Passeriformes; Thraupidae. The transcript has 3 exons.
UAGCGGCACCCGCACCCGGGAGGCGCCGGCCCGGCGGCGGGGCUGCCCGCGCCUCGGCUACGUCCGUCUGUCCAUCCGUCCGUCCGUCCAGCGCAGCGCCCGGCGCGCAGGAUCCCGCAGCGGGGUGCGGAGCGGCAGCGCUUGGCGAGGAUUAACCUGGCGCAGGCUCUUGAAUCUGUUCUACAAUGGAAAAACUGCUUUUGUUUCUGCUGUUCAUUGGCGUAGCGGUGCGAGCUCAGAUCUGCCCCAAGCGCUGCGUCUGUCAGAUCUUGUCUCCCAACCUCGCCACCCUGUGUGCCAAGAAAGGGCUCUUGUUUGUUCCUCCCAACAUUGACAGGAGGACCGUGGAGCUGCGGCUGGCAGACAACUUUGUUACAAACAUUAAAAGGAAAGACUUUGCCAACAUGACCAGCCUGGUGGACCUGACGCUGUCCCGGAAUACAAUCAGUUUUAUCACACCUCACGCGUUUGCCGACCUGCGCAAUUUGCGGGCUCUGCAUUUGAACAGCAACCGAUUGACUAAGAUCACUAAUGACAUGUUCAGUGGGCUCUCCAAUCUCCACCACUUGAUACUGAACAACAAUCAGCUGACUUUAAUUUCUUCCACAGCUUUUGAUGAUGUUUUAGCUCUCGAGGAAUUGGAUUUGUCUUACAACAAUCUGGAAACCAUCCCUUGGGAUGCCGUGGAGAAAAUGGUCAGUUUGCACACUCUCAGUCUUGACCACAACAUGAUUGACCAUAUUCCUAAGGGGACCUUCUCCCACCUCCACAAGAUGACCAGGCUGGACGUCACGUCCAACAAACUGCAGAAGCUGCCGCCUGACCCGCUCUUCCAGCGCGCUCAGGUGCUGGCAACCUCAGGAAUUAUCAGCCCCUCGACGUUUGCGCUGAGCUUUGGUGGGAACCCCUUGCAUUGCAACUGUGAGCUCUUGUGGCUGAGGCGCCUUUCCAGGGAGGACGACCUGGAGACCUGUGCCUCUCCUACGCUGCUGUCGGGCCGGUACUUCUGGUCGAUUCCCGAGGAGGAGUUCCUGUGCGAGCCCCCGCUCAUCACGCGGCACACCCACGAGCUGCGGGUGCUGGAGGGGCAGCGGGCAGCCCUGCGCUGCAAGGCCCGCGGCGACCCCGAGCCAGCCAUCCACUGGAUUUCACCCGAGGGCAAGCUGAUCUCCAACGCCACCAGGUCCACGGUGUACGACAAUGGGACGCUCGACAUCCUCAUCACCACGGUGAAGGACACGGGCUCCUUCACCUGCAUCGCUUCCAACCCCGCGGGGGAGGCCACGCAGACCGUGGACCUGCACAUCAUCAAACUGCCCCACCUGCUGAACAGCACAAACCACAUCCACGAGCCUGACCCGGGCUCCUCGGAUAUCUCCACAUCCACCAAGUCGGGCUCCAAUGCCAGCAGUAGCAACGGGGAUACUAAAGUCAGCCAGGAUAAGAAGGUGGUCGUCGCAGAAGCGACGUCCUCCACAGCUCUGCUGAAAUUCAAUUUUCAGAGGAAUAUACCUGGGAUACGUAUGUUUCAAAUCCAGUACAAUGGUACUUACGAUGACUCCCUUGUUUACAGAAUGAUACCUCCCACGAGCAAAACCUUUCUGGUCAACAACCUGGCUGCGGGGACAAUGUACGACCUGUGCGUCCUGGCCAUCUACGACGACGGGAUCACCUCGCUGACGGCCACCAGGGUGGUGGGCUGCACACAGUUCACCACCGAGCAGGAUUAUGUGCGCUGCCACUUCAUGCAGUCCCAGUUCCUGGGCGGGACCAUGAUUAUCAUCAUCGGUGGGAUCAUUGUGGCGUCCGUGCUCGUGUUCAUCAUCAUCCUCAUGAUCCGCUACAAGGUGUGUAACAACAACGGGCAGCAGAAGGCCACCAAGGUCAGCAACGUGUACUCGCAGACCAACGGGGCUCAGAUCCAGGGCUGCGGCGGGGCGCUGUCGCAGUCCAUGUCCAAGCAGGCUCUCGGGCACGAGGAGGGCGUCCAGUGCUGCAAGGCUGCGGGCGACGGUGCCGCGCAGUCGCCGGACACCGGCUCCGGCCAGGACUCGGCCACCACUACCUCGGCUUUGCCUCCCGCCUGGACUUCCAGCUCUCCCCUGCCGCAGAAGCAGAAGCGCAAGUCGGGGCCCAAGCCCGGCAGCGAGGCGCAGGGCGAGGCGGGCGGCGGCGCCGAGCCCCAGAACUCCAACAGGAACAACUCCACGGCCCUGACGCUGGCCGGGCGCGGCCCCGAGGCGGCCCCCACGUACAAAAGAGCACAAUCCAAGCCAAGUAAGUUCCUGACGCUGCCGGCCGAGGCGAGCCGCGCCAAGCGGCGGCGCUCGCUGGGCGGAGAGCUGCUGGAGCCCCGCGGCCCCGCCGGCCUGCGCUCCAAGCGCAGCAUGUCCAUGAACGGGAUGCUGCUCCAGGCAGACUGCGCCCAGAGCGGAACAGCAACUUUCUCCAGUUCUGAGUGGAUAUUGGAAAGCACUGUGUGACCUGCUUUUUUUUUUUUUUUUUUUUUUUUUUUUUUAAAUUUUUAUUUUAACUAAAACCACCAAACGUUGUGUGAAACUCCCUUUCCCAGGGAAUUGGAUUUGGAUGUCCACUGCUGUCUCGCUGAUUAAUGGCUUGUUCAUGGCGGGUUCUGUAUAAGCCACCCAGUGCACACGGGGGUUUAUUUAGUUUUCGUUUGGUUUUAUUUAAUAUCAAAACCGAAGGCAACAUUCAGAGAUUAAAAAAAAAAAAAGGAAAAAAGAUU